This is a messenger RNA of Silurus meridionalis, 3659 nucleotides long. Its product is annotated as heparan sulfate glucosamine 3-O-sulfotransferase 3B1-like. Gene Ontology annotation, molecular function: [heparan sulfate]-glucosamine 3-sulfotransferase activity. Lineage: Eukaryota; Metazoa; Chordata; Actinopteri; Siluriformes; Siluridae. The record is from RefSeq and is a predicted model, not a curated record.
ACUUGCAUCCUGCAAGCUCAUGGGACACGUCACAAAUUGCAUAUUUUCUUUAAUGAUUAGUUAUGAGGUAUUAAAGAAAGGAGUCAGGGCUGGACAUGGGCCACUCUUUGGACAGUGAUCAGUGUUGUAGAGUCCAAUAGCUUUCAUGUCAGCAGUUUGCACGUUAGGCUUUACGGUAUGAUUCCAACGUUAGCUCUGGAGAAGGACAGCUACCCAUGGGAUGUUGGGCGACCAGCUUUAACCUGCACCUGAAAGCGCCCUCCAGAGUGUCCGUGUUCUUCACCAUGAUUGUUCUGCUCACCUAUGUGUUCUACUGUCUGACCGGAUUCUGCGACUUAACCCCGAUUCCGCUGCAGGAGCGCAAACCAACUUUCGCCCAACUCCACCAGGAGCGCAACGCGUCCGACAAGCGCGACCUUCUGCCACAAGUGACGGAGGAAGAGACGACGCGUCUACCCGGGGACCUUUCCAACCUCUCGGUGUCCGACAGCUUCGGGACGAAAGAGUUUCCCCAGGCCAUCAUUAUCGGCGUGAAGAAAGGAGGCACGCGCGCGCUGCUCGAGUUCCUGCGCGUGCACCACGUCCGAGCGGUGGGCGCAGAGCCGCACUUCUUCGACCGCUUCUACGAUAAAGGACUAGAGUGGUACAGAAAUCUAAUGCCCCGCACACUGGAGGGACAGAUUACAAUGGAGAAGACCCCCAGCUACUUCGUGACACGAGAAGCCCCUGGUCGUAUCUUCACCAUGAACCGCAACACUAAACUGAUUGUGGUGGUGCGGGACCCGGUCACUCGGGCCGUCUCUGACUACACGCAGACUCUCUCCAAAAACCCAGGGCUUCCCUCUUUCCAAAACUUGGUCUUCAAAAACUAUAGCACAGGCCUCAUUGAUACAUCUUGGAGCGCUGUGCGCAUUGGAAUCUACUCCAAGCACCUGGAGAAUUGGCUCCGGUACUUUCCGCUCUCGAGCUUGCUGUUUGUAAGCGGGGAGAGGCUUGUUACAGACCCAGCGAGAGAGAUGGAGCGAGUGCAGGACUUUCUCGGCUUAAAGAGGCUUGUCACCAACAAGCACUUCUACUUCAACCAGACUAAAGGCUUCCCAUGUUUAAAGAAGCCUGAGGGGAGCAGCCGACCAAGGUGUCUUGGCAAAUCAAAAGGCAGAGCUCAUCCUCACAUUUCGCCUGAUGUAUUAUACAAACUGAGGGAUUUUUACAGACCCUUCAAUUUGAAGUUUUAUCAGAUGACAGGCCAGGAUUUUGGCUGGGAAUGAGUUAUCCAAAACUUCGGUGGUUAAAGCUCCUAGAAUUGCCACUGAUCUCAGUGGGCCUUUAAGCAAAGCGCUUAACUGUCACAUGCUUCAGGGGGUUGUACAAGAGCUGACAAUAAACUCUGACCCCUGAAAGAUGGGAAUGGACAAAAAGCCAACAAUGUUCCCUUGGGAAUGCUUAACAUGUAAAUAUAAAAAUGCUGCGUGUAGCAAACGAUUCCUUCUUGUUUAAUUCACUGAUUAUGAUGUCAACUCCUUGCCAAGAGCUAUUAAUUCUUUUUAAUGUUUAUUUUUGUUGUUAUUGCAGUAGAAGCGGUCAAAAAAGUUGUAUUUAGUAUACAGUUGACUACGGUAGACAGAGAAAACACCAUGCCGCAGUCUAUCUUUUUUAUAAAUAAAUGUUAAAAAUUCAAUCCCACUUGCCUUCUCAUCUCCACAGCAAACACCUGAACCAUUUCCUCCAAAAAUCUACUUUUAAGAACAGUAAGGUGCAACAUUCUGGACACUCUAAAGAUGUGUCAGACUGGAUUACAUUUUAAGAAUAUCAUUUCACUGUGUCCAGAUUACUGCAUGACAAAUGAUGUUUGGGAUCAUCAGUAACUGGAAAAUAAUACCAGCAGAUAAUGCUUUUCUACAUUGUGAAGUGUUGCAACCUGGGAUUGAAUCUACACAGAAUAUAUCCUAAUUUUGAAGUGUGUGUUUGGGGAGCAGCAUUACCCUUGGCCUCUUUUUGCAUCUCUGAGUAAUGCUGUCCUUAUUUGGUCGCUGAUAUUUAUUGGAUGACCUUCUUUUGGUGGUAUGUUUCUAUUUCUACAUGGUACAUGGGAUGUUCAAACUUUGAAAUUAUUAUUUUUUUAAUCAAACUGAUAUGUUUCCAGACUUUUGUUGACUUGUUUUGCAGGUAUUCCUAAUGCUGCUUCUUCAGGUAUAGCACAUUCUCAUAUAAACUCCAGGGUUUUUCAGGAACAGGUGUAUUCAUAUUAAAUCAUGUGACACUUUAAAUGCACACAAGUCAACCCUAUUCAAAUACUCAUGCAAUUACUAAUUACAUUUUUAUCUCCAAAUAUUUUGAUAGCUAUAAUGACUGCCCCAUUUCUAUAUUAUUGGGGAACUUUUGGGUAGACACAUAAUUAGUUAAAAUCAUUCCAAAACAAAAUUUAAAAUGUGGGUUAGUUCAUGAGGUGAUUACUUGUACAGUAGGUCAGAAACAGACAAUUCAAAAUAAAAAAGAAUCAUCAUCUACAUAUGUGUUAAUCUGAUUCCGAUUUAUGGUUGUUAUGGAGCUUAAUAGAAUAAAAUUAGGGGUGAGGCUUGUGUCUCUUAGGAGAUGCAACAAAAGCAAACAAAACCCUUCUGCUCCAUCUACUGUAAUAGUACCACUUCAUUCAUUCAGAGUGAAAAGCCCCCCACCAGCCCCCAGUUUCUGUUACUAUUCAACUAGUGUUUUUUUUUUUUUUUUUAACAAUUAAUUAUUUUUUGCAUUCUAAAGAGAUCAUUUUAAGUCUCCUUAAAUAAUGUAAAACAAAUAAAUUACAACCCUGUUUUUGACACUAAAGUGAAUAUAUAUUUUUUUUAUGUUUGUCUGACUUUACUCAGAACAUCCGUAAUGACCUGAGAGCUGUGUUCAUUUCACUAAUGCAUGGGCAAUUUUAUUCUACUGCCAUUUGCUUUCUUAUUUUACUGCCAGAUAAGAAAUGGACAAAGCCAUUUUGCUGCUAGGUUGUAAUAUUUGUUAAUGUUUUUUAAUUUGAUAUCCACAUUUUAAUAUCUCUUAAGUACUCAACCACAUCCUGGACUUUAUUGCAUUCAAAAUUCCAUUUGUUGCCAUUUGUAAAUCUUUACAUCUUGUGAUUCUGCAGUCUUCUGCCUAUUAGUAUGCAGAUGUAAAAGCAGUUGUGCAGUAUGCAGACGAAUUGAGUCAUAAUACAAAAAUAUAUCAGAUGAAUCAUUUUUUAUGAGCAAUAAAUACCAUGUUCGCAUUUUAUUUCUCUGUUUAAAACAAUAAAACAUCAGGUAUGAUUGUAAUUUCCAUUGACUUUUUAAACUUAAUUCAUCCAUAAAUCACAUUUUAUAGCUAUAGGCAAGUCAUUCGUAUUAUGUGGGAAUAGAAAUGCUUUGUUUAAUUGUUUUUCAGAUAUUAAGACACAAUUAUUAUUUCUUCAUGUGUUACACAACUGACUGUCAAAAUAUCAUUUCAGUUUGUUUUAUGCACAUUUGUUAUUUAGACGCUGUUUUCAACAUGCAAUUGUGCCUGUGUGCAAGUAAAGCAGAUUUUCUUCCGGCUUUAUUUCAAUAUUUACACUGACUAUUGAAUGUCUUGGAAUUUAAUUUAUGUUAUAAACGAAUUUGCAAAUUUUGUUGAGUUUGUUCCAAUAAACAUACCUGUCAUUUAAG